AUGAGGCGGACAUCCUUAUUUGGUGACAAAAAACCCGAGAGAGACGAGAACGAGUACUCUCCAGUUCUCAGUAAGUAUCAAUUAAUAACAGAGAAGUACAGUGGAUGUGGAGAAAUGCUGAUUCCAUGUUCAGUAGCUGCAGAGGUGUGCCGGAUUGGCUUUAUAAUCUCUUCCAGUUUUGAUAAGGAAAAUAAAGAAGUUUCUGAGAUGAAAGAAACGUUUGAAAUGGUGAAUAACUCAAUGAACACAAUUCGAUACACUUUAGACGAACAACGACGCGUCCGAACACUGAUGGGCAUCUUCUGCGACAUUUUGGAUAUCAUCGACAAUUGCAAAAACAAAGAAGACGAGAAAACACGUCCCUUCGAACUCAAAAAAGCGAAGACGGAAAAUUUGAAAGAGACGCUCAAGAAUUUUGGGAGACAAAAUUCGGAGAACGUCGGGAAACAAGUGAACAAGUUUGAAGGAGAAAUCAUCGAAUUUAACACCCCGAAAAUCACGUAUUUGCUCUCCCUUGCAACACAGUAUUUCGUCCGACCUUUUCCAACACUUCAACUGAUCUUCGCGCAGUUAAAAACCCAAUUGGGACUAAAUAAAAAUUAUGUGGAUAACUCGUUACUGACGUUUUGUGAUUGUGCGAGUCGAAUAAUGUCAAGUUCUGUGAGUGGGACUCAAUUUGAAAAAUCACUCCUUGUCGGUCUGCAGGGAAUGGUAAAUUACUUGAAUAUUGAUUUGGGUGUUCGUAACACGCCUCGACUGAAGUCGUUGGAACUCUUUUCAACCUUUUCCGAAAUGCAGAAGAAAGAGAACUUCGAAUGGAUGGAGAGCAUCAUCAAAAACAUGUACGACUUUUUUUACACGGACGUCCGUGCUACGAUCUCAUUUUAUGACGUUUUGGAGGCAAAUGACUGCGAUUUGUUUCUCUCAUUGACGCAAACAGACGCGCUGCAGAAGAUCGCCAAUUUUUUGGACGCAAUGGAAGGCGUUUGCAGCUUUGUUGAAAUGAUCAUCUCAAUCUUUGGGAAAAACACAUUCAAGAGAAUGCCCUAUUUUUUGAAGGAACUUGUGGAAUUGAACAACUGCCUCAUAUGUAUAAUAACUGCUGUCACUGCAAACAUGUUUGCUCGUAUUGCGAGUGACAAGAACAACUCUGCGCAACUUCGGCUUGCGAAUAUCACACUGGCAAUAUCGCUCAAAACCAUCGUUAAGGAUUUACUUCCCUUCACUGAAAAGUUCAAGAACGACGAUGGACAGCUGACUAACGUCUUUUCAAAGGCGCUGGACAUCGAAAACAAAGAUGAAGUGAUUGAGAUGACGGAAUUAAAAAAAGUGAAAGACCUCAACGACAAGUUCGAACUUGUUUCGUACACUUGCGAGAAGGAACAAAUUUUAUACAUCAAAAGUACUAUUCGGUCAAUUUUGGAGCAGCGGAGUUUAACACCACAGGAAGUCUCCGAGGCCCAAGCGUGUGGUGUGUAUCUUCGACUCUAUAGCGGGUGUGAUAAUGAAGCUCAAGAACUUCUUACAAGUCUCGACGAAGUGACGAUAUCGUAUGACUUCUUUGGAUUUAUCCCACACAUCCUCCUCUUUGUUCGUGGCAUCUCGCCAUUUUUCAACCAAACGCCGAAAGCACAACUUGCGCUUGUACCCUCGGCGCUUGGCAAUUUUGACAAGACCCGGUUUGUGUUGGACGAGAACACAGAGACGUUUGAGUGGCGAGAAUGCUUCAAUGUUGAUGCCUCAAUGAACAACAUAUGUUGGGCAAAUGUCGUCAGUUUGUUGAACGUCCAUGCGUUCCAAAUGGUUGAGUACACCACUUUAGAUCGGAUGAGUUUUGUCUCCAACGAGGAGGUGCGGAGUUUUGAGAGUCUCAACAUUGAAGACGUGUAUGGUUCCCGUAUUUCUGCGCGCCUUAAACGUAUUUUCGUUCCGGCAAAGUUCUCAAAAAUCUUUCGAGAUUAUUUUGCGGAAGCGAUCUUGCCACUCAUCAAAUUGUCGUUCACCUCCGUCAUUUUUGACAAGUACAAAAACGCAAAGGAAAUUCUCGAGAAAAACUAUUUGGAUGGUUUACUUCCUAUUAAUUAUAGUUUACCGCCCAUCAAAACGAAAAGCGAUCUCAAACAAUUGAUUAUCCAGAUUGUCCACAAGUUCAGAUCAGACGAGAAGUACAUCAAUGACGAAAAUGUGUGGAAAGAGAUGCUAUCAACUCGUUAUUUUUCUUCAGCAAUGAAAGGUGUAAAUUUUGAAGAAUUGUUUUAA
Messenger RNA from Entamoeba invadens IP1, 2259 nucleotides. RefSeq lists its product as hypothetical. The record is from RefSeq and is a predicted model, not a curated record. Lineage: Eukaryota; Evosea; Mastigamoebida; Endamoebidae. Bases 1 to 2259 code for a protein of 752 amino acids. The transcript has a single exon.